ACCUUCCUUCCUUCUCUUCCCCCACCCGAUCUCGCGCCCGCCUCCCGCCUCCCUCCCCUGUUCCACUCCCACCCGCGCGUCCGGCUGCUCCGCCUCGACAGCACCCCGAGCGGCGAGGACACGCCGAUCCGAUCCGCCGCGCUAGGCUCGACUUGCCGCGAUCUGACAGUUCCUGUGCCGUGGUCUGACGGCGGGAGGCUCGAUGGCGGCGCCGCCGGCGAGGGCUCGGGCCGACUACGACUACCUCAUCAAGGUGCUAUUGAUCGGCGACAGCGGUGUCGGGAAAAGUUGUCUCCUUUUGCGGUUCUCCGAUGGCUCCUUUACCACUAGCUUUAUUACCACCAUUGGGAUUGACUUCAAAAUAAGAACUAUUGAUCUGGACGGUAAGAGAAUUAAGCUUCAGAUCUGGGAUACUGCUGGCCAAGAACGUUUUCGAACGAUCACAACUGCCUACUACAGGGGUGCGAUGGGCAUUUUGCUCGUGUAUGAUGUGACGGACGAGUCGUCAUUCAACAACAUAAGAAAUUGGAUUCGGAACAUUGAGCAACAUGCCUCCGAUAAUGUGAACAAAAUUUUGGUAGGAAACAAAGCUGACAUGGAUGAAAGCAAACGGGCUGUACCAACUUCAAAAGGGCAAGCUCUUGCUGAUGAGUAUGGAAUCAAGUUCUUUGAGACGAGUGCUAAGACAAACCUUAAUGUGGAGCAAGUUUUCUUUUCUAUAGCAAGAGAUAUCAAGCAAAGGCUAGCGGAAACUGAUUCAAAGCCUCAGGAUCGUACGAUCAAUAUUAACAGACCAGAGGGUGAUGGUGAGGCCGCAACGUCACAGAGAUCGUCGUGCUGUGGAUCCUGAGUGGGUUAUAUUGUCACAGGAGGAUAAGAUAGUGGUCACACCAUACUUGUAAUUUAUCCAGUUCUUGCUGUUAUCGUUGUGCCUCUUCUAGCUUAAUUGCAAUUGCUUGGAUUCAGGUUUCUGUGUUUUACUGUUAACAAUUUUAGCUGUAAUAAUGGUAGAACUGUUAAUGCUAUGAUGUAUGGAAACUGCAGGUCUCGGGGCUAUCGUGAAACCAUUUCACAUCAA
Messenger RNA from Phragmites australis (common reed), 1078 nucleotides. RefSeq names its product ras-related protein RABE1a-like. Gene Ontology annotation, biological process: protein secretion; regulation of exocytosis. Lineage: Eukaryota; Viridiplantae; Streptophyta; Magnoliopsida; Poales; Poaceae. Gene Ontology annotation, cellular component: plasma membrane. The record is from RefSeq and is a predicted model, not a curated record. Gene Ontology annotation, molecular function: GTPase activity; GTP binding. Bases 203 to 850 code for a protein of 215 amino acids. The transcript has 8 exons.